Messenger RNA from Macroventuria anomochaeta, 383 nucleotides. RefSeq lists its product as uncharacterized. The record is from RefSeq and is a predicted model, not a curated record. The coding region runs from base 129 to 326 and encodes 65 amino acids. The transcript has a single exon. Lineage: Eukaryota; Fungi; Ascomycota; Dothideomycetes; Pleosporales; Didymellaceae.
CAGCUGUGAUAUCUUAAACAGUGCUGCUCACAGUCCUCUCCACGCUGUACUGAGUCUGGCGGUUGUAUUGCACAGAUGACACCCUUGCACACUGCCUAGGCAAUCAGAACAAUCAGCAGACAAGACACAUGAUGGUGGCAUGUGACACACACCUUCCCCACAUUCUCUGCUCAGAGUUGCAUCACCACCACCGUCUUAUCUCUGUGCAACGUGAUCGAUCUGUAAGAGCUCUUGGCAUAGGGCUGAGGUCUUUCGCGACUGUUGAGGGUGCAAUUGUGCGUUUGAAGGUAGGGUUGGAGGUAGCCAAGUCAAGCAGAGGCAUAUAAGAUAGCGUGAUCGGGCGUUGUGACCCUGUAAUUGUAUGCUCAUCCUUGCUAUCAACA